This is a messenger RNA of Helicoverpa zea (corn earworm), 1443 nucleotides long. Its product is annotated as non-homologous end-joining factor 1-like. Gene Ontology annotation, molecular function: DNA end binding. The record is from RefSeq and is a predicted model, not a curated record. NCBI's taxonomy places the organism in Eukaryota, Metazoa, Arthropoda, Insecta, Lepidoptera, Noctuidae. Gene Ontology annotation, biological process: double-strand break repair via nonhomologous end joining. Gene Ontology annotation, cellular component: nucleus; DNA ligase IV complex. Bases 97 to 969 code for a protein of 290 amino acids. The transcript has 5 exons.
UCCAACGGGAAAAUAAACUAAUCGAUAAAUUGAACAAAAUUAUUGUUGUUGUGUACAAAAUAAUACCGAAAUAAACAAGAAUUACUUGUGGAAACAAUGUGGAAACGAAUUAAAGACACAACAUAUUUUCUUUCAUUUUCAAAUGAUCGUGAAUACGAGAUAUGCGUAACAGAUUACGUUGGUGUUUGGACUUCAUUUUACUCCGAAAAGGCAUUCGUUGCUCAACUGAAAGAAAGUAAUGACGGCCUGGAAAUGGAAGACAGUGAGUUUGUACAAAAAGGUGUAUAUUUGCUCACCAAUCUCGAUAACUUGAAGAAGUUUGGUAUAGAAAGCAAAGAAAAUGGUAAAAGUUUAUUUAUUACCUUGACAAUAUCAUUGGGAUUCCUUUUUAACUUUGAAUGUAAACUAUUAAAGGGCUCGGAAGAAUUAUAUUUCCAGGAAGUUACCCGGCCACUGUUGAAUGUUAUUUGUGACAUACGAGAAAGUGAGACUGAACUGAGACGCCUGUUAGUGCGAAAAGACAAACAAAUAGAAGAAUACAAAAGCGAGGGUGGUGAGAUUGUAUUAAGAAAUCUCAAAACAGUGCCAUUUAAUGAUGAGGAACAUGUGCAGAAAUACAGGGAGUAUGAAAAACAGUUUGGAGCAUGCAAUAAGUCCCCGACUUUCAUUAAAGAAGUUAUUGAGCUUUUGGAGAAAAAUGUUCUGAAGCAAAAACCUGCUGUACGUCCAGAACCAGUCCCCAAAAUUAAGAUAGAAGCUGGUCCUUCUACUAAAAUCGUGCCGGGCCCCUCUAUCAAGAUGGAGCCUGACACAACAGUUCUGACUGAGCCCGAUCCUCCUGUCAAACAAGAAACUACUGAAGAAACUAAUGCUCAAGUUGUUACAGCAUCAGUAAGUUUCAAACAAGAGAUUAAACGAGAAACGUUACGAGCUCACGUUCCACGUAAACGGUCAAGAUUCAACUUCUAAAUAUUUUUAACGUAGUGGAAUCCAUCCUUUAAUAUUAAAAUGGCUAAGUUAUUAUGCUGUAUAUAUGCUACAGCCUUGCCAAUCGAGGCAUGGUGAUAUUAAGACUGUUUAUUUACCUAAAUGUUUAUUUUUUAUGAACUAGUUUUAAUAUAUUUUACAAAUUAAUAUAUUGUGUUCAUAAUGUAAAUUAGGUAUAUAUGGAAUUUAUUAUGUGUUUAUUUUAUUAACUGAUGAUAAUAUUUUUGCUGACUUAUUUUUUUAUGAAGUGCAUAUCCAUGCAUAAACGUUAUUUUCACAAACAUAAUAUCUAAAAUGUAGUAAGUAAUCAAGGAUUCUAUUAUAUGUACAAUGAAAUAUCAAAGUAAUUAAAUGUAAUAGACAUAAAUCUUACCAUUAAAUCUUUUUCGAAAAUAAUAAUAAUAGAAUUUGAAGCAUAUCUGUGUAGAUUGAAAUGAAAUAAACACUUUAAUUUUA